AUGGAAGCACUCUUGACGUCCGACGAUGUGCGUUCACGUUUCGUCGCAGCUGGCGCUGUCCAGCCUUUGGUAGCCAUGCUAUCCGACAAUUCCAUGGAUGCCAAAUGCCAGGCAGCCAAGGCUUUGGCCAACCUUGGACACUGCGCAGUCGGGAAGCGCAUUUUGGUGACAGCAGGUGGAGUGCCAGCCCUGAUGAGGCUCUUCACGGCACACAGCGGGGAAUGUCAGGAGGCCGCUAUGGCAGUCCUGGUGCAUGUGGCUGCGGGCGAGAAGGCGCGUGAAGAGCUGAUUUCCGGAGGCAUAUCGCCGUAUUUGACGGCCAUGCUGGAUGCCGCCUCACCAACAACUAUCUCACACGCAGUGAGGUUGCUGGGGCAUUUGGCAGCACACGAGGACGUAGCGCGUGCCCUGGCGGAGGGUUUCGUUGUCAAGCUACUGGCCCUCCUGAGCGGCGACCACCCAGAUGAGGUCAAUUUGCCCACAGCUUUCGCCAUCGCCCAGCUGGCCUCGAUGGACGAAAGGAGGAGAUUCCUGGUAGAAGCACAUGUUGUCGAAAAGCUGUUACGCCUGCUCAACGAGGGGAGCUAUGACUGCAAGGCUGAGGCGGGCUCCGCCUUUGCAGCACUCGUGGGUACCAAAGACAAGCGCACCUUCAAAAAGAUCGCGGCACAUAUGCUGGAUGCUGGUGUGCUCACUCCUUUGCUAGCGAUGAUGGGCUGCAGCCAUGAAAAUUGUGCCACCCAAGCAGCUCGAGUCUUGACAGCUCUCGCUGGCACUGCACGCAGUGCCGACGUGAUGCUUUCUCAAGGUGCUUUGCGACAACUCGUCGAGCAACUGCGUGCGCCGAUCUCACCUGCACAUGCCAAACGCGUGGCACAUGUGCUUCAGGCCUUGGCCAACUUCAAGAGAACCGAGAUGGAGCUGGAGUUGUCACAAGAAAGCGCCCAGGAACUUCUGCUGGCGGCACUACAGCGCGGCCACGAUGAAUCCCGGCCUCGGGAAACCCACAAGGCGGAGACGUUGCGACCGAAAGGAGGCGCAGGCCACACAGUCCUCCCAAUGUUAACAAACCUGAAACCUGGCAGGAAGAUGCUUCCGAUGGACACCAUAAUCCGCACGCCACGCAAGCUGCCGGCUGGGAUGGCGCCGUUACCUCCAUUGCAUUGUUUCUACUGA
Molecule: messenger RNA, 1176 nt
Organism: Symbiodinium pilosum
Lineage: Eukaryota; Dinophyceae; Suessiales; Symbiodiniaceae
Source: the annotation of a GenBank genome assembly